Messenger RNA from Impatiens glandulifera, 1844 nucleotides. RefSeq names its product xyloglucan galactosyltransferase XLT2-like. Gene Ontology annotation, molecular function: galactosyltransferase activity. Bases 81 to 1514 code for a protein of 477 amino acids. Lineage: Eukaryota; Viridiplantae; Streptophyta; Magnoliopsida; Ericales; Balsaminaceae. Gene Ontology annotation, biological process: xyloglucan biosynthetic process. The record is from RefSeq and is a predicted model, not a curated record. The transcript has 2 exons.
AGCACUCUUUCUCUCUUCUUUCAAUCUAUUUGCUUUCUCCGACACACACAUUCUGUUCUUUCUCUCUCUAGUUCUUGAUCAUGGCUGAAAUCUUUUUCAAUUCCACACCUGAAUCUGAACUCAAAUCACCUUUUCAAAAAAUCCUAGCUUACCUCAAACUAAGAAUUCGACGAUUUCUAUUAGCUAUCAUUCUCUUAGAACUCCUAAUCGCAGCUUUAAUAACCCGUCCACCCAUAGCCUCCACCCGCCCACCCAACAUCUCCCCCCAGCAGCCCAAACCCAUCUCCGGCGACUGCCAUUCCGGCCUAAUUUACGUCUAUGAUCUCCCUCCCCUCUUUAAUUCCGAUUUGUUCAAUGACUGUCAUCUUCUCGAUCCAUGGCGUUCUGUUUGCGAUUCUUUCUUGAACAAUGGUCUCGGCCGGAAAGCUCACGAACUCGCCGGAGUCGUGCCUCAGAAUCUAGCUCCGAUGUGGUAUUGGACUGAUCAUUACAUGGGUGAGGUUGUUUAUCAUCAUCGGAUGUUGAAUUAUAAAUGUAGAACUCUUGAUCCUGAAAAGGCGACAGCUUUUUAUAUACCGUUUUACGUUGGAUUAGCAGUUGGGAAAUAUUUAUGGGGUAAUCAUACAGCUAAGGAACGAGAUUGGCAUUGUGAAAUGAUGUUUAAAUGGGUUCAGAAUCAUCCAUGGUGGAAAAGAUCAAAUGGGUCCGAUCAUUUCUUAAUGGUUGGCCGAUUAACAUGGGAUUUCCGGCGAUUGACAGAUUCCGACGAAGAAUGGGGUUCCAGUUUCCUAGUCAUGCCGGAGAUGAAAAACGUGAUUAGACUCUCCGUUGAGAGAAAUUUAUGGGACAGUUUAGAACUCGCCGUACCUUAUCCAACAAUUUUCCAUCCACGAUCGAAAUCAGAUGUGUCUGAAUGGCAAAGUUUCGUCCGAGGAAGAAACAGAACAAAUCUGUUCACUUUGGUCGCAGCGACGAGAAAGAAAAUAACAAACGAUUUCAGAGGAUUAUUACUAAACCAAUGUCUAAACGCAACAUCUGAUAAAUGUCUGUUUAUUGAUUGUGCGAAAAGUCACUGCGUUGAAGGAACGUCGGUGAUUCUUGAAGCGUUCAUGGGAUCUGAGUUCUGUUUACAACCUAAAGGAGACGGAUUUACUCGUCGGUCAGUUUUCGAUUGUAUGAUCGCCGGUUCAAUACCGGUGUUUUUCUGGAAGCAAACUGCGUAUGAACAGUAUGAAUGGUUUAUGCCAGACGAUCCUGGGAGUUAUUCAGUUUAUAUAGAUAGGAAUGAAGUGAGGAAAGGGAAAUCGAUUAAGGAGGUUUUGGAAAGUUACAGUAGAGAGAGAGUAGAAAAGAUGAGAGAGAAAGUGAUUGAAUGGAUUCCGAGAUUUCUUUAUGGAGAAGGAGAUGGAGGAAUUGAUGGGUUGAGCGAUGCGUUUGAGAUUGCGAUUAAUGGGAUGUUAAAAAAGUAUAAGAAUCAUAUUAGACGACGUGAAAAUGAAAAUGGGUCUGAUUGAUUGAACAUAUGAACAUACGGCCGCCAUUGUUGCUCUGCAAAUUUCAAGAUUUUGUAUAUCAUGGCGUUUUGUUUACCAAGAUUUUAAAUUUAAAUUUAAUUUUUUAUUUAUUUUGUAGGAAAUUUUAAAUAAUUAUAUUUUGGAAAUUUUUGUUUUUAAAAUUAUUUAUUGAAAAAGUAUGAGCUGUGUCGGUCCCGAUUCUGUCCGGAAGGUGCAUGAAGGAGACGUGUGCGGACUCAACUGUUAACACUUGCUGUGCUUAUCCUUUUCUAGUUAAGAGCUUGUUUGAUUUAAAGUAUUUAAAUUUAAUGUUUAUAAUUUUAUUUUCAU